Uloborus diversus is the source of this 946-nucleotide messenger RNA. Its product is annotated as Krueppel-like factor 13. The record is from RefSeq and is a predicted model, not a curated record. The transcript is spliced from 2 exons. Bases 199 to 837 code for a protein of 212 amino acids. Gene Ontology annotation, biological process: regulation of transcription by RNA polymerase II. Lineage: Eukaryota; Metazoa; Arthropoda; Arachnida; Araneae; Uloboridae. Gene Ontology annotation, molecular function: DNA-binding transcription factor activity, RNA polymerase II-specific; RNA polymerase II cis-regulatory region sequence-specific DNA binding.
AUUCUUUGUGUGAGUGCUCGCCAGGUAGGAAAUGUGUUGCUCUAUCGCUUAUAAAGAACUUAUCUUUGUUGAAAUUUCUUAGGUUCUAUAAAUGAACCAAUAUUUUGCGCUAGUCACUGGAUUUUAAGACUUUUUGCAUGCGCUUGGAGCAAUUCUACGCCACAAACUGAUUGCCGGGAAACGAUCCUUUGUUUACUUAUGAAAAGCAAUAUGGAUUUAUGUUUAAUGCAGACAACGGAUGCAGCCGAUGUAAUAGCAGCACAAAGUUUGAUCACACUAGCUACAAAUCACAGGGAAUUAGUUAAUCCUACUCUUUUACCUCGAUCUACGAGUAACACUUAUAUGAUUGCCCGCAUCUUGGCUGAUCUCAAGUGUUACAAACAGGAUCCUGUGCCGAAUAUUGAUGAUGAGAUCAUGAAUGGGCAAGAAACAGCCUCCAAAUCGAAGCAAGUGAAACGGGAGUCGUCUUCCCAACAAACCAAAAAAAUGCACGAAUGUUCUUAUGUGGGAUGCGACAAAGUUUAUGGAAAGAGUUCACACCUCAAGGCUCAUCUUCGAACGCAUACAGGGGAAAGGCCUUUCGCUUGCAGCUGGCAAAUGUGUGGCAAACGUUUUGCCAGAUCCGACGAAUUGGCGAGGCACAAUCGCACUCACACUGGAGAAAAGAAAUUCGCCUGCCCCCUGUGCGACAAGCGAUUCAUGCGAAGCGACCACCUGACGAAGCAUGCGCGCCGCCAUCCUAACUUCAGGCCAGGCAUGCUGUCCAAAAAGGCCGGCUCCGUGGCUGAGAGCAGUGGUACUUCAGACGUGUCAGAGGGGACGCUACAGUCGCCCUAAACACGUUACCAUGAUGUCCAGGACAGCUGUGAUUAUGAACACUUUCAAUAAGCUUUCCAAGUGCGUUUUAGCAAUGGGCAAACAUUCACCCCCCAAGAUAUUUAUGUUA